ACCAGAUUGAACUUGCACUCUUGACCAUAAAGUACCUUUGUACCUGUUACACAGAACACGGCAUCGCAACCAAUAUGAAAGGAAUAUUAGGCAGACCGGUCGAGGAGAUGAGGAGAAAAUGGAAGGCACCGCGGGCGGGUGCAACCGGUCAAGAGGGAAGGAGGGUUUACUUGACUGAUUGAUGGUUCACCGAGUGCUCUCCUUCUCUCCGUCACCCUCUUGCCCUAUGCCCUAUGCCGCCAGCUUCGCACAUCCAAUACUCACCUUGUGUUUCUUCACAGUUCAAGUUGGUGACACAAAGUCCAGCCUCGUUUCCUCCCAAUCACAGCAGUUCCCAGCCGCCAGUAACGCCUACAGUCGUCGCGUAUCUUGUCGGGUAAGGCUGGAUCGCCAACUCUCACGCGCAAGUGGACGACAAGCAUGAUACCUUAUCGGAGGUGGUGCUGGCCUGCAUUAUCUUGGCUUCAGCUAGUCACAAUAUCCUCACCAAGAUGGCACCUUCGGGCAUUUCAGCCAGUCCAGGUUUCGGCCGCCUACUCCAUAAUGCCCAAAAGGAAGAAGAAAGAGAAAACCACAGGGAGCUGGGUUGACGUUGAUGACACCUUUUUCACCUCGAAUUCUCAAAAAUCCGGGGACAUCCAGGGAGUCGAAGCUGGACUGGAUGAGCCUCAAGUGGAAAGCCCAAGAGUCCGCAGAAAGGAGAUGCGGGAGCUUAGGAACCGGUACUUUUGGAAGCACUGGGUGCAAAAGCACCCAAACUACGUCUGGAAUAGGGCUGGUCGCAGAGAUCAACAAAGGUCCACGAUCAACAAAGAUGGACUUCAUACAAAGACCAAUGAUGAGAGUGUUGUCAACUAUCCCGAAACUGAAGCUGAAAGAAGACAGGAGAGAGUCAACCUCUGGAAUACGUGGGUUAUGAACCACCCGACUUUCAAGCACAGCAAAUUCGGCCAAUUAAGAAGCUCGGGGAAAAUCAAGGGCUAUGGUCAAGCCAGCCUCAUGAGAGAUCGAGCUAACAGGGUCGGUCGUUACUUCAGAACCCUAAGAGUCGGUCAAGAAAACAACACUUUUCUUCGUUUUCAAAAGAUUCCAGUGAAAGAUCGCUUGAUGAAGAGACUCGUUCGGAAGAUCGACUUCAGCUCCGCCAAGUUCGGCCAAGCCUAUUUCAGGCGCUUGAGAGUAGGCCAGAUUCACAAUGACUUCCUCAAGUUCCACAAGGUCGACCUGAGAAGGCCUCAGCCAGGGCGAAUCUACCUCAGAAGCCUUCGACUUGGCAGUGAUUCCAAGUUCGACAGGUUCAGGAAGAUUCUCUUCGACGCAGAUGGCGACCUCAAGGCACGCAGGAAGAAGGAAAGGAGAAGCAGUAAAGACCUAACGGAAGACCAUUGGAAGAAAAUGACGAAGAAGACACCCGAGAAUAUUGCUGCCGAAGAAAAGGAAGAAAAACUGGCAAGAGGAAUCCCCGACCAUUGGACGAUUGGGCAAUGGGAAUACAUCACCAAGUUUCCCAACCACAGGACUGCAGAGGAAUGGAAGAGGAUGAGGAACUUCUCAAGUAAUCUCGGCCACAAGCGAGCUAUUGCGAAAGCGGUCGAACUAGAAACCUAUCAAAUAUCCGACCUGGUGCUGGAGCUGGACGCCCACGACAAUCCCUUUGUUCGUCCGUUCAACGCAGACGAUGCAGCUGAACAGACCAAGCAGUGGCCGCACCUCGACCCAGAUCAGCAAGAGCUUGUCAGACGCGCGAUCUCUGUCGCCGAAACUGUUGCUGAAUCCAAAACAAAAUGGAAGUCACCAUUGUUACCAUUCGAUCACCGUCGGAUAACAGAACGUGAUGUCCUGUCAGUGGCAUUACUCGGCCUUGUCUCCGAGUCCACGGGGUUACAAAACCACCCAACAUCGGAAUCAGGCACUCACGAACCAAGUUUUGGAUUCCUCACCAUGUCCGACCUCCUCGAAAUAGGUGUACCUGUUUCAUACUCAACAAACCCUCAGCGUCUCACCCACCUCCUACUCCACCGCAUCGAAAAAGCCCAAUUCCCCGCCCACCAAGAAGUCAACUUCCCCCCAUCCUCGCUCUUAGAAGCCCUAAUUCAGUCCUCAUCCUUCCACCAGCUCCGCCGCAUCAUCGCUCCCCUGCUUCACACAGAAGAAGGCUGUUUGCUCAUCUCCCAGUGCCAGGAUACCAUCCUAGCAGCAUGCAGCAGCAGAAACGGUUACAGUGUUGAUGACGAGUACUACGUCUCCACGGUCUUUGUCUUUCUCAGAACCAUCGCCAGCCGUUUGGCAAUGAUGGAUCUUAGAUUUGAGAUACCCGCGGACCUUUGGCCUACUAAUUAUGCUGAUCUGUUCUUUCUGGAGUGUCCAGGACUAGUAGUAGCGGGAGCGGAUGAGCAGGAUGGUGGAAGCGCUGGACAACUUGAAAAAGACGAAGAAGAAGCACAAGAAGAAGGACAAGAACCCCUAGAGAAGGACGCGGAUUAGGCAUCCGUUCAGGGUAUUGAGCUUUCUUUGAGGUCGGGAGAAAGGUCGCCCAGUUGAAGGAAGUAUUGGGGCCAACCUUGCAUUUUGGUCGGGGCAAGGCUGGAUGAAUUAGAUGUUUGUGUUAUCAUAGUCAGUUUUUGUGUGUCAGGGUAACCUUUCUUGCAGUAACGCUAGCCAAAGCGUACUCCCCCGUUCCAUAAUCAUCCAGUUAACUGAUUAUUAUUGCUAAAUAACUUUUCCAAG
This is a messenger RNA of Neurospora crassa OR74A, 2727 nucleotides long. RefSeq lists its product as hypothetical. Lineage: Eukaryota; Fungi; Ascomycota; Sordariomycetes; Sordariales; Sordariaceae. The record is from RefSeq and is a predicted model, not a curated record. The transcript has a single exon. The coding region runs from base 421 to 2484 and encodes 687 amino acids.